Molecule: messenger RNA, 2686 nt
Organism: Phyllostomus hastatus (greater spear-nosed bat)
Lineage: Eukaryota; Metazoa; Chordata; Mammalia; Chiroptera; Phyllostomidae
Gene: PTGS1
Product: prostaglandin-endoperoxide synthase 1
Exons: 11
Coding region: 102-1907 (601 amino acids)
Biological process (GO): response to oxidative stress; cyclooxygenase pathway
Cellular component (GO): neuron projection; cytoplasm
Molecular function (GO): prostaglandin-endoperoxide synthase activity; oxidoreductase activity, acting on single donors with incorporation of molecular oxygen, incorporation of two atoms of oxygen; heme binding
Source: RefSeq, a predicted model, not a curated record
GGCCGAGCAGGCGGGGCCGGCCGAGCUGCGGCGCAGAGCUGGAGACGCACGCGAGGCUCUGGCAGUUCGCACCGCGCACCCGUCGGCCGCCCCGCAGCACCAUGAGCCGGCAGAGUCUCUGGCUCCGGUUCCCGCUGCUCCUGCUGCUGCUGCUGCCGCUGCCCCCGGUCCUGCUCGCGAACCCCGGGGAGCCCGUGCCAGUGAACCCCUGUUGUUACUUCCCAUGCCAGCACCAGGGCAUCUGCGUCCGUUUUGGCCUUGACCGCUACCAGUGUGACUGCACCCGCACCGGCUAUUCCGGCCCCAACUGCACCAUCCCUGAUCUGUGGACCUGGCUCCGGAACUCACUGCGGCCCAGCCCCUCUUUCAUCCACUUCCUGCUGACCCACGGGCGCUGGUUCUGGGAGUUUGUCAAUGCCACUUUCAUCCGAGACGCGCUCAUGCGCCUGGUACUCACAGUGCGUUCCAACCUUAUCCCCAGCCCCCCCACCUACAACUUAGCGCACGACUACAUCAGCUGGGAGUCCUUCUCCAACGUGAGCUAUUACACUCGAAUUCUGCCCUCCGUGCCCCAAGACUGCCCUACCCCCAUGGGGACCAAAGGGAAGAAGCAGCUACCAGACGCCCAGCUCCUGAGCCGCCGCUUCCUGCUCAGGAGGAAGUUCAUACCUGACCCCCAAGGCACCAACCUCAUGUUCGCCUUCUUUGCACAACACUUCACCCACCAGUUCUUCAAAACUUCCGGCAAGAUGGGUCCUGGCUUCACCAAGGCUUUGGGUCACGGGGUAGAUCUCGGCCACAUUUAUGGAGACAAUUUGGACCGCCAGUACCAGCUGCGGCUCUUUAAGGAUGGGAAACUCAAGUACCAGAUGCUGGACGGAGAGAUGUACCCGCCGUCAGUGGAAGAGGCGCCUGUGCUGAUGCACUACCCGCAGGGCGUUCCGCCCCGGAGCCAGAUGGCCGUGGGCCAGGAGGUGUUUGGCCUGCUUCCCGGGCUCAUGCUCUACGCCACCCUUUGGCUGCGGGAGCACAACCGCGUGUGUGACCUGCUGAAGGCCGAGCACCCCACCUGGGGAGACGAGCAGCUCUUCCAGACGGCCCGCCUCAUCCUUAUCGGGGAGACCAUCAAGAUUGUGAUCGAGGAGUAUGUGCAGCAGCUGAGUGGCUACUUCCUGCAGCUCAAGUUCGACCCGGAGCUGCUGUUCGGCACCCAGUUCCAGUACCGCAACCGCAUCGCCAUGGAGUUCAACCAGCUCUACCACUGGCACCCGCUCAUGCCCGACUCCUUCAAGGUGGGCCCCCAGGUCUACAGCUACGAGCAGUUCCUGUUCAACACCUCCAUGCUCACGGACUACGGUGUCGAGGCCCUGGUGGAUGCCUUCUCUCGCCAGAGCGCUGGCCGGAUCGGUGGAGGUAGGAACAUAGAUCAGCACGUCCUGCACGUGGCCGUGGGCGUCAUCCAGGAAUCCCGAGAGCUGCGGCUGCAGUCCUUCAAUGAGUACCGCAAGAGGUUCAACAUGAAGCCCUAUACCUCCUUCCAGGAGCUGACAGGAGAGACAGAGAUGGCAGCUGAGUUGGAGGAGCUAUAUGGAGACAUUGAUGCCUUGGAGUUCUACCCAGGACUGCUUCUUGAGAAGUGCCAUCCAAACUCCAUCUUCGGGGAGAGUAUGAUAGAGAUUGGGGCUCCCUUUUCCCUCAAGGGCCUCUUAGGGAACCCCAUCUGUUCUCCAGAGUACUGGAAGUCGAGCACAUUUGGUGGCGAGAUGGGCUUCAACAUUGUCAAGACGGCCACGCUAAAGAAGCUGGUUUGCCUCAACUCCAAGACUUGUCCCUAUGUCUCCUUCCGCGUCCCUGACACCCACAAGGACGAUGGAGCCGGUGUGGAGCGGCCGUCCACAGAGCUCUGAGGGGCAGGGCGGCAGCGCUCCGGAGGGUAGAGCUUUGCACUUGUCUUUCCAGAAUGCUGAGGCCAGGGUUAAUGGUUAUAAAACGGGUUUCUAGUCUGGCACAGAGAGGAUCAGGGUUGACAUUUAGAACUUCGUGUUUUUCAUCCCUUAUCUGGAAUAUUGUGGUCUUGUUUGUCAUCCUAGAAAUACUGAAUUCCUGGUUAAAUAGCCAGAAUGUUAGAAGUGGUUUUCACUGGUGUGCCAGAAAACUGGGUUCCUGGUUGACAACCUAGAAUGUCAGAUUUCUGGUUGAUUUGGAAUAUAGGCAUUCUAGAAUGUGGAGCUCCUGAUGAAACCAUGUAGAAAGUUAGGCAUUCUUAUUUUGCAUUCUAGAAUUCUGGGGAACCCCCGCAAAGAAUGUUGACUUUCUGAUGGCCAAUUCAGAAUGUUCUGUUCCUGGCUGCUGAUCCAAAAUAGUAGCUGGUAUGCUAUUCAGUCCUGGUCUGAAUGUCUAGAAUGGUGAUUUGAUUCAUCUUCCUGUUCAGGGAGAUAGCCACAGAGUAGGAGAAUCUAAUGUCUACAAAGAACACACUGCCUGAAUCUGCUUCUGCACUGAGGGAGCAAGGAGGUGGGUGCUCCUUUUUGGACCCCCAACUUAGACCCUGGUUCGAGGGUAUAGAGAGAAGAACUGGACUUUCUCCAGGUCGCUGGUUGGAAGCCACCAGAACCCUGUCUCCAUCCAAGUCUUGACUCAUGGCAGCUGUUUCUCAUGACGUGAAUAAAAUUCUUUUUCCAGAUUG